Messenger RNA from Octopus sinensis (East Asian common octopus), 4889 nucleotides. RefSeq lists its product as uncharacterized. Gene Ontology annotation, molecular function: SH3 domain binding. Gene Ontology annotation, cellular component: cytosol. Lineage: Eukaryota; Metazoa; Mollusca; Cephalopoda; Octopoda; Octopodidae. Bases 837 to 4217 code for a protein of 1126 amino acids. The transcript is spliced from 19 exons. The record is from RefSeq and is a predicted model, not a curated record.
CUGUCUUUCUCUCUACCUCUCACUCCCUCUCUCUCGUCUACUAGUUCCAGCUUGUAGCUUCUUCUCAUCGAGACCUGGGAUUAUCGUCUUUGGAUUAUUUCUCGGUCCCACGACCAAUUCAACAGGAAACGGCCCGACACUGAGAUAAACAAAAACAAAGCAGAGAGAAACAACAAAAAGAUAUUUAGCAAAAAUUAAUUAACUCAUUCAUUUAAUCAAGAAAACAAAUGAAAAUAUAAAAACCGCGAAAAGAUGUACCUUGGAUGUACCUGGCUGUCCGGCUUGAGUGUUACUUAAGUGUCCCCUGAGUGUCACUCGAGUGUACCUUAAGUGUCCCCUGCCUUAUGUGUGUGUCUACUCUCACUCUAUACACACACACAUACAUGUGUAUAUCUCUCUGUAUAUAUACACAUGUAUAUAUACAUAUCUACAAACGUAUGUCUAUGUCUAUCUAGGUAAUGUACCCCUGUGUACAGAUGUUCACUGGUAAAUAUUUCUCUACAUACAUGUGUGUGACCAAUAUAUACAUAUACCUACUUGUCUAUAUAUUUUCUCUAUAUACACCUGUAUAAGUAUGUAUAUAUUCCGAUGUAGACCUCAAUCCAACAUGUGAAUACAAAAGAAGGAGAAACUCUUCAUGUUGAACAAUAAAUCUCUAUCUGUGUGUGUAUAUAAUAUGCAUCAUACAUGUGUGUAUGUAUGCAUAUUUAUGUAUACAUACAUGUUGAUCUCAGUGUACCUGUCUCUAACAACGGCAAUUCAUUAACAAUUCAUAAACCCAAUUAAGGACUAAAUUACUUCAGUGGAUACAAAAACUUUAAUUAGAUGCAGACCAAAUGGAUAAAAUAGAAGAACUGCUACCUGGAAUCGAAUCCUUCUUCACUGAAAUUCUUGCUCAAGAAAACCUGUCCGAUGCUGCUGAAUCUCGCUGCAAGUAUUAUGUUGAACGACUAGAAAUAUUGAAAUUGCCACCAACCAUUCCUCCAAGACCACGACAAGAAAAUCCUCAGGAACCUAACAAAGGGUUAUUUUCGUUAUCAUCUGGUGAUGUGGAGUCCUUCAUCAACUGCAAGGAUCAAGUACCUCCAUUGCCUCCAAGGGACAAUCAGUACACUGGAGACAAAAAAUGGAACUCAAUCCCGGUGCCGAUGAUAAAACUGGACAGAGCUGAAUCGGAACCCAAUGUUGCUGACUUACAAACUGAAGAGGUUCCGCCCGAGACCAAACGCGAUUCCAUUGAAGUGGAAGAAGACUCUGAUGAGGAUGGGACGAAACUUUAUGAUGACAUCGACCCAAGUCAUGUUGGGGAAACUUCCGAUAAUGAAGAUUCUGAUUUGUAUGAAAUUCCGGUCACCCAGACUUCGGAAGAGAGCAACCAUGCCGUUGAACCGGUUGUCGAAGUGAUUGAGUGCGGUAACCAUGACGAUGCCUCCUCAGAAGAAGCUGCUGUCUCCCCAUCAACGAACCGACCGCCGUUGCCACCACGAAAGGCCAUCACAUCGGAACCAAUCAGGUUAGAGAGUGGUCGCAAGAAUGGCAACCGUCUGCUGUGGAGUUUACCCCCCCAGUUGCCUGCGAGGCCCCAGUUGGCCACCCGCAGGGAAAUAUAUGCCAUGAUGUCGGAGAAAUCAGAACACACGGACGACAACUCUGGCCCCGAAUACCUGCACCGUAAGUGGAUUAUGAGUGUUACACAACUUUCUGCUUACCAACGAGAGAUGACCGAUGUCCUUACGAAAAUAAGAAAGGCAGAUGAAGAGAGGGCAUCGACCUGUUCCAAUGACUACGACCGAAGUUCAGAAGUGCGGAGCAAGUUAAGCAUUCGUCUUCCAAAAAAUCUGAAGAAAAUAAAGAAAAUUAAACACAGCCGCAAAACUCAUUCGUCCUCUCAGUUGGAACUUGUUCAACCCGUGAAGAGCCUCGAAGACAUUGUCAUCUCGGGGGAGUUGUACCUCAAGAAGAAGCUGACGUGGAGCAAGCGUUUUGUUGUGAUCAGCGCUGGACGUCUCAUGUGUUACAAAUCAGAGCAGGAUCUUCGACCUUGUGUCGUCGUUAACCUGGCUGGCUACUCUGUCAACUUUAUUGACCGUGACAGUCGUCAUGGAUAUGAACUGAAGCUGGUGCACCCCACCUCUGACACGCUCCAUUUCUCCGUCGAUUACCGGGACUGGGCUCUCAUCUGGACUGAGGGAAUGAGAUGUGUGUCUGAAGGCCGACCGGUUCCUAAUUCUCCACACUUCCUCAACAGACCGUUCAGUGGCCAUUCCGAUUCUGGGAUGGGAAGCAGAGAUUCUUGCAGAAUACAGGAUUAUCCUUUUUUACAGGUUGACAACAAUGACAUGAGAGGUUCAGUUUCAAAUCUGUCCAAUGACAGCAGUGAAAGGGGCAGCCAAGACGAGAACCUGCAUCGUCCACCUUCAACAUCAGAAUAUUUGUCUGAGAAAGCACCACCACGUAUGGGUAACUUAGCAUUGAGGGCAUCGCGGUUCUUUGAAAACCUCAACUGGCGGAGAUACCCAAAAAAAGAUCCAGAUUUGAAGCUAAGCAGGUUCUCAUUGAAUUCUUUGCCAAGGAAAAAGAACUCCACCCCUGAUACAUCCCCUGAUAUUCCCAAGUCCGAAAAAUUGGUUUCCUUAUUGGAACAGAGCUGGCAGGAAGAUACUAACAUCUUGUGUAAAAGCUACCUCAACAUCUACAGCAGUUUCAAUAAACGACGGUGGGGCAAGCGUUGGUGCCUGGUGAAGAUGGGAGAGUUUGAGUGUUACAUGAACCAGAAGAAUAACGUCUGUGAGUUGAGUUUCCCGCUCAAGGACUGCGUUGUACGUUCGGCCAAGACAGAAACGAAGAGUGACCUUGGCUUGAUGAUUCUAAAAGACAACAUCGAGAAAAUCACAGUCGAGCCCCUAAAUGACGACGAGAUGCAAGAUUGGUUGGCAGUGCUGAUGGCUGAGACCUCUACGGAGAAUGUUCCAGAAGGUUUGGAACAAUACUUUGAAGAGACGCCAUAUUCCGAUAUCCCUGUAGUCAGACAGUCCAGCAUGAAGUGUCCCAAGAAUGCUAAAAAGACACCUGAUGUGAUUGACGGAUCUGGACAAACUGGGAAAGAUGGUGAAAAUGUAGUUGAUGAUGUAGCGUCAACAUUGUCAGAUCAAGUUGUCAAAGUUUCUGACGGAAGCUUAACAAAUCUGAAAGAUGAGCAGCUGCUGAGGGUGAAACAAGAAACGUUUGGUGCAACAGAAGUUAACGAGGAGAUAGAAGAAUCUGGUAACGAAGUACUGCUGUGGGACGUGAACAAGAGGAACUCAUUGGGUAAUUUGUACAGUCAAGUGGAGUACAAAGACAGUCUGGCAGGCUUCUCAGGCAGCGGCACUGAUUUUGGUAGUGUUAGUAUUUCUGAUGAUCUCUCAAUGAAGUCUGGUUCUAUUGACUUCAGUUUAAAGAGGAGUUUCUCAGAAAAACGGUAUAAAGGCAUCAACAGUUUGGCCAACUCGUGCAGUGAACUGAACAGCACUUGUACUCGGACUUCAUCGCAUGGCAACCUGGACAAACUCUCGGCUGCUGAUUCAAAUGACACUUUCAAUGACUUCUUUUAUUCUUGGAACAAUCAGCGUCGGAGCAGUGAACUGCUGUCUGAGCUGGACAUCGAGACGUUGAUGCGGUCUUGGGAUGUGAAGGCUAAAAUCUUGAUGAUUGAGGAGAAGAACCAACAAAACAAAGAAUAUUCCAAGACAGACUUUGCACAGAAUGGUAACACAUGUCACUCGCCAUCAAACAAGAAACCAUUCUCUGUCGGUCCUAUCUCUUCCGUCUCCAACAAUGACUGUGACACACCAGCCUUCUGUUCACGGACUAAAAGCUUGAACAGUGCCCGGAUGGCUCGCAAUAAAACAACACCAAAUGGUUUGUCAAAAGCGGCAGCAGCACCAUUUCGGAAAUCGACUGGCCAUGUGGACCGUCCAGCAGACAUCCUCCAGACCAAGUUGGACGAGAUGAGAUCUAAACUGGUCAGUUUGAAGCAAAACAGAAUUGCAACACGAGACAAGAAACUGCGAGCGAGUGAUAGCAACGAGCGAUUAGAGUAUGAAGAGGAAUACAACCGACUUGAUACUGAAUGUCGUGUGACGGAUGAAGAAAUAAGUAAACUGGAGAAGAUGCUGAAGAGUGAAGAAGCGGAUGAGGAGGAUGAAGCAUCAAGAUUUUCUGUGUCAGAAGCCUAAUAUGGACGAUGUUUUGUUCCUAGAUUUGAUUAAUUCCUAAACUUAGCAGAAAGUUGACCAAAUCUCCAAGACUGGGGGCAUCAAGAGUUGCUGUUUUCUGGAGGUCACUCAUUGAAGCAAGGAACUGCAAUCUUACCAAUUUGCUUACCUUUAUCUUCACCAACUCAGUCAAUGGGGAGGGCCAUCUUUGGAAACCAAAAGAUUGCAAAUUUACCAACUAACAAACCAACUGACCAACCAAACUUCUUCCCUUAUCUCUUCAUUGAAUGAAACUCUUGGAAGAGACAAGGAGAAUGUUGGUGCCAUUUCCCUCUUACCAUUGUACAGAGAACAUUGACAACAACACUGUACAGAAUUUGGAAUAUAUAACACAUACAAACAAUGAGGUGUGCUCAAGCAUGAGUGGGUGUGAAAUGGGAGAUGUGUAUGUGUGUGCGUGUUUGUAGUUCUGUUAGGAGAGAGAGAGAGAGAGAUAAAAUGUGUGUGUGUAGCUGUGUGUCAAUACUGUAUAUAUUAAUGAGUUUGUGUGACUAUAUAGAUUAAAUCUCUGUGUGCGUGCAUAUAUAUAUUUCUGAUGUGUAUGUUGUUUUAUGUAAAUAUACAUGCAUACAUACAUCUAUAUAUGUAAUGUGUAUAUGUCUAUAAAAAUAUAUAAAAUGUGUGUAUAUAUAA